Messenger RNA from Andrographis paniculata, 6146 nucleotides. Its product is annotated as guanine nucleotide exchange factor SPIKE 1. NCBI's taxonomy places the organism in Eukaryota, Viridiplantae, Streptophyta, Magnoliopsida, Lamiales, Acanthaceae. The coding region runs from base 456 to 5990 and encodes 1844 amino acids. The record is from RefSeq and is a predicted model, not a curated record. The transcript has 31 exons. Gene Ontology annotation, molecular function: guanyl-nucleotide exchange factor activity. Gene Ontology annotation, biological process: small GTPase-mediated signal transduction; positive regulation of GTPase activity.
UUUACUCGCUAGUCGGCGAUACUCAUACUCAUACUCAUACAGUGAUUGAUACUGCUCUGCCACCACCCAACCCAACCCAACCCAACCCAACCGCACCCCACCAAACCCACCCAGGUAAAUCCCGCCCCCGCGAGCUCCACUCUACUUUCUCGUGGGAGCGCCGCGCCUCAAUUUCGGGCAAGGAGCCAAGUGUUAAUUGAAGAGAUUUCGAGCCGGCAUCCCCUGAAAUUGCGGUUAAAGGGUGCCCCAGUCUCAUUUAAUGCCCGUUCCAGUGGACCCCCUUCCGAUCUAUUCUUGACGCAGCUUCACUUGCUAUCAGGAAUGCGGUCGUCUUUUCUCGUACCUGUUCGCCAUUCCAGGCCUGCAUCGAGGCGAUCUGGAGAAUGAUAAUGUCGGCGUCUCGUGAUAUCGUCUUCUCCACUUCAUGUUUGUUUUGGUAGCUGACAUUUGACUGUAUGGAGACUGGGUUGGACAGCGGGCUUCGUUUCAAAAGGGUUCCACGGCAGUACUUGCCCAGCAUUCAUAUGGAUCCACUGCUUGACGAAAACUUGGAGCAGUGGCCACAUCUAAGUGAACUUGUUCAGAGCUAUGGGGCUGAUUGGGUUAAAUAUGAAUACAAGUAUGGACACUACGAAAGCAUUGGCCCGAGUACAUUCCACAACCAGAUAUUUGAGGGGCCGGAUACUGAUUUGGAAACUGAAAUUGAGUUGGCUAAUGCCAAAAGAAAUAAGGUGCAAGAUACAGCUGGGACUGAAAUGGAAAGUUCAUCGAGCAAUUAUAUUUCUGGAACAAAUGAUUAUGGUUCAUCAAAUGUUGAGAUUUCAAAGCAUGGUCAUUUUGGCGAAUCACCCCUACUAGCAUAUGAACCUGUUUUUGAUUGGGAAAAUGAAAGAUCAACUAUAUUUGGUCAAAGAAUACCUGCCACCAACAUAUUUCAGUAUAGCAGUGGGCUAAAGAUUGCUGUAAAAGUGUUAUCAUUGUCAUUUCAAGCUGGACUUGUUGAGCCAUUUUAUGGCACGAUUUGUUUAUAUAAUAGAGAGAGAAGGGAAAAACUUUCGGAAGAUUUCAAUUUCCACAUUUUACCAGUUGAAAUGCAAGAUGGAAGUUCUUCUGUUGACGCUCGUGGUAUUUUCAGUGUGGAAGUACCAUCAGCUUCAAUCUGUUUGCUAAUCCAAUUAGAAAAGCCUGCUACCGAAGAGGGUGGAGUAACUUCAUCUGUUUAUUCACGCAAAGAACCAAUUCAUCUUACUGAGAGAGAGAAGCAGAAACUUCAAGUCUGGUCCCGGAUCAUGCCCUACAGGGAGUCAUUUGCCUGGGCAAUUGUCCCACUUUUUGAUAGCGGUGUUGCUUCUUCUUCUGGGGGUUCUGCUUCUCCAAGCAGUCCACUUAUUACGAGCAUUUCGGCUGCAACCUCUCAAGAAGGGUCUGUUGAAACUGUUUCAAAGAUCACAUUGGAUGGAAAGCCUGGCAGUUCCUUUGGCAACUCUGUUGUCGUUGAAGUAUCUAAUCUGAGCAAAAUUAAAGAAGGCUAUACUGAGGAGUCACUCCUGGAUCCAAAACGAAAAAUUCACAAACCAGUGAAGGGUACCUUGAGAUUGGAGAUUGAGAAGCUCCAAGUUGGCCCAGUUGAUUCUGAAAAAUCAGUGGAGAACAGAAGCAUAAAUGGUGAUUUUUCAAGACAUCCUGGCUAUGGACCUCAAGCCACGUCAACUUAUUCUGUCAAUUAUGGAACUGGUGGACAAAAAAAUGCUUAUUUGGAUUCAAAUUCCUCUGAUAACAGAGAGCUUGAUCGAAAUGGAUCAAUAUCUUAUGGAUUUACUGAUAGUGCUUCGAAUGAUUUCCAGGCUUUUGACUUUCGGAUAACAUCGAGGAAUGAGCCGUUUUUGCAGCUAUUCCACUCCCUUUAUGUCUAUCCUUUGAGUGUUAGCAUGAGUAGAAAAAGAAACCUUUUCAUACGAGUAGAAUUGAGGAAGGAUGAUGGUGAUGUUCGAAAACCCCCAUUAGAGGCAAUGCAUGCAUCUGCACUUAAGAAGAUGUAUGCUCAUACUCAAGUCGCUGUUGGAGCUAGGAUUGCUUGUUACCAUGAUGAAAUUAAAGUGUCAUUGCCUUCUGUUUGGACUCCAACACACCAUCUGUUGUUCACUUUCUUUCAUAUAGAUCUUCAGACAAAAAUUGAGGCCCCAAAGCCAGUUGUUAUUGGAUAUGCUUCACUUCCUUUGUCCACUUAUGCGCAGUUGAAAUCAGAAAUUUCAUUGCCCCUUAUGAAGGAGUUGGUUCCACACUAUUUACAAGACAGUAGCAGGGAGAGGGUGGAUUACUUAGAGGAUGGAAAAAAUAUAUUCAGACUCCGGCUGCGUCUGUGCUCUUCUUUAUACCCAAUAAGUGAGAGGAUCAGAGACUUUUUCCUUGAAUAUGAUAGGCACAUUCUCCGAACAAGUCCACCGUGGGGAUCUGAGCUUCUUGAGGCCAUCAACAGUCUGAAGAGUGUUGAUUCAAUAGCUUUGCUCCAGUUUCUUCAUCCAGUUUUGAACAUGCUUCUCCAUCUCAUAGGCAAUGGUGGAGAGACUCUACAGGUUGCAGCUUUCAGAGCUAUGGUUAAUAUAUUAACACGGGUGCAGCAGGAAUCAGUGGAUGAUGGUGAAAGAAAUCUAUUCCUGGUGAACUAUGUAGAUUUUUCUUUCGAUGAUUUUGGGGGUCGCCAACCACCUGUAUACCCUGGUUUAUUGACAGUCUGGGGAAGUUUGGCACGUAGCAAGGCCAAAGGUUAUCGUGUUGGCCCGGUUUAUGAUGAUGUGUUGGCCAUGGCAUGGUUUUUCCUUGAACUUAUUGUCAAAUCAAUGGCUUUGGAGCAGACACGGUUCUUCUAUCACAAUCUUCCUUCAGGAGAAGAUGUUCCUCCAAUGCAGUUGAAAGAAGGUGUCUUCAGGUGUAUAAUGCAGUUAUAUGAUUGCCUGCUAACAGAAGUUCAUGAUCGUUGCAAAAAAGGUUUGGGAUUGGCCAAAUAUCUGAACAGUAGCUUGGCUUUCUUUUGUUAUGAUCUGCUGUCUAUCAUAGAACCUCGUCAAGUUUUUGAACUGGUGUCGUUGUACCUCGACAAAUUCUCGGGGGUGUGUCAAUCAGUGCUCCAUGACUGCAAGCUUACAUUUUUGCAAAUAUUAUGUGAUCAUGAUUUAUUUGUGGAAAUGCCUGGCAGAGAUCCAUCAGAUAGAAAUUACCUCUCUUCUGUUUUAAUACAAGAGAUUUUCCUCACUUGGGACCAUGAAGAUUUAUCCAUGCGGGGCAAGGCAGCUAGAAUUUUGGUGGUUCUACUGUGCAAGCAUGAAUUUGAUGUUCGAUACCAAAAGUUGGAAGAUAAGCUCUAUAUUGCCCAGCUAUACUUUCCUCUUGUUGGCCAGGUACUAGACGAAAUGCCUGUCUUUUACAAUUUGAGUUCAGCUGAGAAGCGUGAAGUCCUUAUUGCUGUUUUGCAAAUAAUACGCAAUUUGGAUGAUGCCACUCUUAUCAAAGCUUGGCAGCAAAGCAUUGCUCGUACCAGACUCUUUUUUAAACUUUUGGAAGAAUGCUUAAUUCAUUUUGAGAACAAAAGGCCUGAGGAUAGCAUGCUUAUGGGCAGUAGUUCUCGCAGUCCUUUGGGAGAUAAAGCCUUUUCAUCGAAGUACUCUGAUAUACUUUCACCUGCAAUUAAUCACUAUCUCCUUGAGGCUGCACACCAAGAAGUUGGACCUCAAGGGACUCCUGAAAAUGGAUACUUGUGGCAGAGAGUCAACUCCCAACUAAGUUCUCCUAGUCAGCCAUAUUCCUUGAGGGAAGCUCUUGCCCAAGCCCAAUCUUCUAGGAUUGGGUCCUCAAUCCAAGCCUUGAGGGAAUCUUUGCACCCAAUAUUGAGGCAGAAAUUGGAACUUUGGGAGGAAAAUCUGAGUGCUGCUGUCAGUCUUCAGAUCUUAGAAAUACUCGAGAAAUUUUCUGGGGCUGUAGCAUCCCAUACCAUUGCUACUGAUUAUGGCAAGCUUGAUUGCAUCACAUCUAUUUUUAUGAUUAUAUUCUCGCGCAACCAACCAUUGGCUCUCUGGAAAGCUCUCUUCCCAGUGUUCAAUAGCGUCUGUCUGCUACAUGGAGCAACACUAGUAGCUAGGGAAAAUGAUCGCUUCCUAAAGCAAGUUGCCUUCCAUCUUCUCCGACUUACAGUUUACCGCAAUGAAAAUAUUAGGAAAAGGGCUGUUCUUGGACUUCAGAUACUUGUUCGGAGUUCUUUUUCGUACUUCAUGCAGACAGCUAGACUGCGGGUUGUCCUUAUUAUUACAUUAUCCGAGUUGAUGUCUGAUAUACAAGUGACACACAUGAAAGCUGAUGGAACCCUUGAAGAAAGUGGUGAAGCUCAUCGUCUUCGUAAUUCGUUGGAGGAAAUGGCUAAUGAGUAUAAAAGCCUUAUUACAAUAAAAGAGUGUGGUCUUCCAGAAAAUGCUCUCUUUGUCAGUCGCGAAGACUUGUCAGAAAAUUGUUGGUCAUGGUCUGAAGUAAAAGCACUCUCUGACAGUCUUCUUUUGGCUCUCGACGCCAGCCUUGAACAUGCACUUCUGGCAUCUAUUAUGACACUGGACAGAUAUGCUGCUGCGGAGAGCUUUUACAAACUCGCAAUAGCAUUUGCCCCUGUUCCAGAUCUUCAUAUAAUGUGGUUAUUGCAUUUAUGUGAUGCUCAUCAGGAAAUGCAGUCUUGGGCUGAAGCAGCACAAUGUGCUGUUGCUGUUACUGGAGUAGUGAUGCAGGCCCUUGUAAGUAGGAAAGAUGGAGUAUGGAGUACUGAUCAUGUUUCUGCAUUACGCAAAAUAUGCCCCAUGGUCAGCAGUGAGAUCUCUUCCGAGGCUUCAGCAGCUGAGGUAGAAGGAUAUGGUGCCUCAAAACUUACAGUUGAUUCAGCGGUUAAGUAUCUGCAGCUUGCCAAUAAGCUAUUUUCUCAGGCUGAGCUCCAUCAUUUCUGUGCCAGUAUACUAGAACUUGUUAUUCCGGUGUAUAAGAGCAGAAGGGCUUAUGGUCAGCUGGCCAAGUGCCACACCAUGCUAACAGAUAUAUACGAGUCAAUCCUUGAGCAGGAAUCCAGUCCCAUUCCUUUUGCAGAUGCAACAUAUUACCGUGUAGGAUUCUAUGGCGAAAAGUUUGGGAAGCUCAAUAGGAAGGAGUAUGUAUACAGAGAGCCUCGUGAUGUAAGGUUGGGUGAUAUAAUGGAGAAACUCAGUCACAUAUAUGAAUCGAGAAUGGAUGGUGCCACAUUGCAUGUUAUUCCAGACUCUAGGCAGGUCAAAGCAGAUGAGCUCCAACCAGAUGUUUGCUACCUGCAGAUAACUGCAGCCGAUCCUGUUAUGGAAGAUGAGGACUUGGGAAGCAGGAGAGAGAGGAUAUUCUCACUCUCUACCGGGAGUGUCCAUGCACGGGUUUUUGACCGCUUCUUGUUUGAUACCCCCUUCACAAAAAAUGGGAAGACACAGGGCGGGCUGGAAGACCAGUGGAAGCGGCGUACAGUACUGCAGACUGAGGGCUCUUUCCCUGCACUAGUAAACCGCCUGCAGGUCAUAAAAUCAGAAUCUCUUGAGUUCUCCCCUGUCGAGAAUGCAAUUGGGAUGAUUGAAACCCGUACGGCAGCGCUAAGAAAUGAACUGGAAGAACCGCGUAGCUCAGAAGGUGAUCAACUCCCCCGUCUCCAGAGUCUGCAGAGGAUACUCCAAGGCUCUGUUGCAGUACAAGUAAACAGUGGAGUUCUGAGUGUCUGUACAGCAUUUCUUUCCGGGGAACCUGCAACGAGGCUGCGAUCGCAGGAGUUGCAGCAGCUGAUCGCGGCACUUCUCGAGUUUAUGGCUGUUUGCAAGCGCGCCAUUCGGGUGCACUUUCGACUAAUUGGGGAGGAAGAUCAGGAAUUUCAUACCCAGCUUGUGAAUGGGUUUCAGUCACUCACUGCUGAGUUGUCUCAUUACAUUCCCGCCAUUCUUUCUGAACUUUGACAUCUGUUGUUAUAUUUGUUUGUGUUCUGUUCUCUACUCUUUAUUAGGAGGAGCUUGUGCGAUGAUGGUUUGUUGUUUGUAAUUAUUUGUGUUGACAUUUGGUCGUGGGUUUGUUUGCGACCGACCUGUAUCAAUUGAUUAAUUAAUUGGUAGUCA